Messenger RNA from Aureobasidium musti, 1161 nucleotides. The record is from the annotation of a GenBank genome assembly. NCBI's taxonomy places the organism in Eukaryota, Fungi, Ascomycota, Dothideomycetes, Dothideales, Saccotheciaceae.
AUGAGUCAGGCUCGUUCAAACCUUGGCUACUACAACACCUUUAAUGGUGGUGGUAUGGUCUACAACGAAUCUAUGAGCAACAACAUUCCACAAAAUGGACAGGCCGUAUAUACGCAACCUUGGUCUCAGAUGCCCAUUGGUGUGACGAUUCCCCUUACUGGAUCGCAGUGGUCUGGACAAUACUACCGACGUCACGAGGGAUGCGGAUUGCUCAGCAACAUCGGAGGUGCUUUUAUGCCUCCUCAGCUUCCUACAUGUGCUACCAGCAACCCAGACGAGGCUAUACCACAGUCUGACUUCAUACUCGGCGACUUGGAAUUAAACGACACUAUAUCAUCGCCUCCAGACUCUGAUGCAGUUUCUCAUACGGCCAUGCACCGUUCGCCUCUCCCAGAUGCCGAGACUUCUCUUGCUCAGCCGUGUCACACACAGCCCCAUGAUCAAUCCGUAGCAGGCAGGCCAAGAAAGGCGCGACAAGCCAAAGAGACCGACACGCGCCAAUCAAAAAGACCCGCUCGGACGAAAAGUACCAGGACACGUCUCUUUUGCGAAGCCUGUCGCGACAGCAAGGACUACUCUCGAGGUUUCCGUGGAGAGCAUGAACUUGCGCGCCACUAUGCGCAGAAACAUACCAGGCACAAGAAAGUAUGGAAGUGCUUUGACCUGAGCCCGGAACGCUUGAUGCGCAACUGUGAGCGAUGCAAGACUGGUCAUCAAUACGGCACUAGUUACGGUGGCGCUGAACAUUUCCGAAGGAAGCAUACCGCAAUCUUCGGAAAAGACAUGAUGGAGUUGCUGCGAGGAAAGAACCAACGUUGGGCUCUGAGCAGCAACCGUUUGAUAGAAGAGGGAUGGCUUCGUCAAGUGUUCGUUCCUGGCGAUGGUGAGCCAGUACUUCAUCAAGAAGAGCAGGCUGCGACUGCCAGUCAUCCGGCCAUGCCCUUCACAGGAGAUACACAAGAAUUCACCCCGAAUAGUGGAAUGCAAAGGGCUCAUCUGCAACAGCCCUAUGAUCAGCAGCAUAUGCCAAUGCAUGAUGCUAAUUUGGCUUGGGCCCAGCACCAAUAUACGCUUCAGCCUUAUCCUCAGCUGCAUCAUGGACGGCAACAACAACAUCACCAUCAGCAGCACCAACAGCAAUGGCAUGCAGGCAUGCAUUGA